AUGGCUUUCUCUGGGACAUCCUCGUCAUGGCUGGCAUCAGCCUUGACUCUCCUCUCUCUAUUCUCUCUUCUGAUCCCCACUAAUGCCUUGUACUUCUACAUGGAGGGCAGGCAAACGAAGUGCUUCUUCGAGGACUUGCCCAAGGAUACACUUGUGGCCGGCCGCUUCGAGACACAUGUCCUCCAACCUCAGUCCAACACCUACGCAAUCGACCACAACAUGAAGGUGCUCAUCACCGUUGAAGAGACCUUCGACAAUGACCACCGAGUUGUUUCCAAGCGCGACAGCCACUCUGGCCGCUUCCAUUUCUCCGCUGCCGACGCCGGCCAGCACAGAAUCUGCUUCACGCCGGAGACCGAUGCCACCUCCGGCUUCAUGUCUUCUUCUCUGGGUGCUGUCAAGGUCAGCGUUGAUAUUGCCAUUGGUGAGACCAGCAAGAUCGAAACCGAAGACAAGGACAAGAUGAAGGACAUUGUGCAGCGGGUCAAGGAUCUGAACAGCCGGUUGCACGACAUCCGCCGUGAGCAGGUGUACCAGCGGGAACGCGAGUCCGAGUUCCGUGACCAGUCCGAGACUACCAAUUCUCGCGUUGUUCGCUGGACUCUCAUUCAGCUGGCCGUCCUUUCCGCUGCUUGCGCCUGGCAACUCUCGCAUCUGCGGUCAUUCUUCAUCAAGCAGAAGUUGACCUAA
Molecule: messenger RNA, 690 nt
Organism: Penicillium arizonense
Lineage: Eukaryota; Fungi; Ascomycota; Eurotiomycetes; Eurotiales; Aspergillaceae
Product: p24 family protein
Exons: 3
Coding region: 1-690 (229 amino acids)
Biological process (GO): Golgi organization; intracellular protein transport; endoplasmic reticulum to Golgi vesicle-mediated transport
Cellular component (GO): endoplasmic reticulum; Golgi apparatus; endoplasmic reticulum-Golgi intermediate compartment
Source: RefSeq, a predicted model, not a curated record